AUGGUACUGACGUUCCACGGCCUCAACGCGUCACAUUCGGCGUUCGACAACUAUUGCGACGUGCUGAAGUCAUGCGACUUCACUGUGGUCACAUUCGACCUCUACGGGCAUGGACUUAGUGACAUUCCACCAUACGAGGUAUUCGGACGGCAGUACUCGCUCGACUUCUUCGUCGACCAGGCGCUGGAGGUGCUGGCGCACCUCCACCUGGAGGAUCGGAAGCUCUCGAUCAUGGGCAUCUCCAUGGGCUGCUGCGUCGCCGCCGCAUUCUGCGACCGCUACCCCGACCUCGUCGAGAAGAUGGUGCUGAUAUCGCCGGCCGGGCUCAUUCCACGCUGCCCGUUCAGCGCUCGUCUGGUAAAGAUGUUCCAUUGCUGCAUACCGUGCAUUCCGCGCUGCAUUCGUCAAAGAACCAUCAUGAAAGGUACUUUGCAACAGGAACUGGACGACUUCACGAACGACGCACUUUGGCGCAUUUUGGUGACCCCAAAUUCAACAGCCUGCAUGCUGGGCAUCGUAAAACGCGUGCCGCUCUGGAGCGGGUCGCAACUCUAUCGACGGGUUGGCGCCAUGGGAAAGCCGACGCUCGUCAUUUUCGGCGAGAAGGACGACGUCACGCCGCCCACGUGCGCCGACAAGUUCCGGAAGUAUUUCCACAACUCGCAGGUCAUCAUCUUCCCGGGGGUCGGACACCAGGCGGCGUACGUGAUUCCAACGGCCAUAGCAAGCACGUGCCUGGCCUUCCUCCAGCUGCCGUCCAACAGCAAUGUGGCGCGCUACUCAAGGUGGCUGCCGUUCUCCGAAGACGGCGCCUACAUCCGGGAGAAUGAGCGGCGGAUCGGCCGUGACGCGGACAGAUCUCAGGAAUACGUCUGCGAGGAGCAGCUCGGCGACAUGGAGAGUGACAGCACAGAGGUAAGUUCACAAAGGAUGGCGUACUGCACGCCCUUGCUAAAGCAGUGCGCGUGGUCAUGGAAGCUGACCACGCCACUCACGCUGGUGGUCGUGCGCGAAUACGAGAACAGUAGCAAUGAUACCGCUUUAUUUUAG
Molecule: messenger RNA, 1050 nt
Organism: Babesia bigemina
Lineage: Eukaryota; Apicomplexa; Aconoidasida; Piroplasmida; Babesiidae
Exons: 3
Coding region: 1-1050 (349 amino acids)
Source: RefSeq, a predicted model, not a curated record